This is a messenger RNA of Plasmodium gonderi, 3861 nucleotides long. RefSeq names its product histone acetyltransferase. Gene Ontology annotation, molecular function: histone H4 acetyltransferase activity. The coding region runs from base 1 to 3861 and encodes 1286 amino acids. Lineage: Eukaryota; Apicomplexa; Aconoidasida; Haemosporida; Plasmodiidae. The record is from RefSeq and is a predicted model, not a curated record. The transcript is spliced from 4 exons. Gene Ontology annotation, cellular component: nucleus. Gene Ontology annotation, biological process: subtelomeric heterochromatin formation.
AUGAAAACCAAGUGCAGUAGCAAACUAUCCAUAGAUAAUGCAGAAGAGAGCAAAAAUGAAGAACUCGAUAGAGAAUAUUACAAUUGCAUAAAAAAUUGUGCUGCAGAUUUGCAGAACUUGUCUUUAAACUUUUUCCCGUCUAUUAAUGCUUACACAUGUAUUCCAAAAAUAAAUGCCAUUAGCUCAAUAACCUUUCAUCCGUGUAUUUCAAGCAGAGAUUAUUUUAACAACACACAUUCCUUUAAGCCUUUAUUUACCCAUCACUUUUUUAGUGACAGUGAGCAGGUGAUCGGUUUUGACAGCUUAAAAAUAGAUUUCUACUACACAUGUGAUAAUUACGAAGUUUUCAUGAAAUUAAAUGGAUCAAUAAGUGACCAGUAUGAAAAUUCACAUUACAUUAUGCUCAUGCUUUUACAAAGUUUGUACAUCACAACUCCAUACCCAGGUGGGUUUAUCGAAACAGAAGAGGAAUUUUUACAAAUUCUUAGAAGAAAUGAAGAACGAUAUGAUUCACGUGAACAAGAUGAAGAAAAUGAAAUUCUAGAUCCAAACCAAGGAAAGGAAAAAAGUAGGGAAGUAACUUCAAAUGAGAUUGAUAUGAUAAUUCAACAUAGAACUUAUAAACCUCCCGGUUUUAUUAUAUAUGAGAAAAGGCUUAGUGAUGAUAUAUUUUUGCAAAUUAGAAAAUGUGGAUUUUCAUCAAAAUAUUUUAAAUUAGAAAGCCUUAAAAAUUUCGAAGAUGAAGGUGAAGAAGAGGAAGGAGAAGGAGAAGACAAUGUGGGAGUAGAAUAUACGGGUGAAGAUGGAUAUGAGAAUAACUUAAUCAAUUUUGUACAGAAUAGGAACAAUAACUUGAUGGAAAAUAAAAUCAAAAUUGUUAAGGAUGAAGUGGAUGAAAAUAUGACAAUAAAUGAUACUUGUGUGUGUAAAAAAGGGGAAAAUUCAGCUGUGGUAAAAACAGAUCUAUUUAGAAUUGGUGCUACAGAAGGAGGAGGAGAAGAAGAAGAAGAAGAAGAAGAAGAAGAAGAAGAGGAAAAAGAAGAAGAGGAAAAAGAAGAAGAGGAAAAAGAAGAAGAGGAAAAAGAAGAAAAAGAGGUGGAAGCAGAUGCUGAUGCAGAUGGAGAAGGUGCCACACCUCAUCUAAGUCAUAUUAAAAACGAGACAAUAUUAGACCAAACAUACAAUGAAAGUAGGAGUGGGAAAAAGGACCCAGGUUCGUCAAACUUUAUGAACGGGGAUGAUAUUAACUUCACUGGGAGCAUGUCAAACGAAUCUAGCAAUGAAAUUAAAAGAAAAAGGAAGGAUUCAAAUAUUUAUAUUACUGAUUCGAAUGUGUGUGAUAAUGAAGAAUUAUUAACAAACAGUGAAAAAAUAAAAAAAGAAAGUAAAUCAAAAGAAGCUUUUCCAAGUAACGAAACUAAUGGAAUAGAUUAUGAUAACAAUUACCCUUUUGUGGAGACAAAGAAGAAUAAAAAGGAUUUAAUAAAAUAUGUUACAGAGAAAGAUAUGUCUAAAUUAUAUCGUGAAUAUUUACAAGUUGUGAAGGUGAAAGGGAAAAGUAGCAAUACCUUUAGAGGUAACCCGAGUGCAUCUACUUCUGCUAAGAAAAGGGAAGAUAGUAAAAAUUAUUCUGAAUGUGCUCAUUUGCAGAUAGAGAAAAACUUACCUGCAGGAGAGACUGUUCCUCUUCAUAUUCUGGAGGAAGAGGAAAGUGCAGCAAACAAAUCGGGAGAAGCACAACUCACGGAGCCACAUCUCACAGAAACACAUCUCACAGAGGCACAACUCACAGAGACACAACUCACAGAGACACAACUCACAGAGACACAUCUCACGGAAGCUCCUCCAUCUGAAGCACGUCGAUCGAAUGAACAUAACAAGAAAGAAAUAAACAAAAGAAAGGGGAAAAAAAACGCGAGAAUGGAAGCACGGGCAGCUCAAUAUGAUUAUACAAUAAAGAGUAAUUUUGAAUUGUUACAUAGAAAAGUGGAAUGGUUUUAUCAUUGGUUCAUUGAAAGUGCAUCUAACAUUGAGUAUGAUUAUCGAUGGAGUGUCAUAUUACCAUACAUAGUGUUCAAAUAUGAUGAUGAAAAAAGGUUUAGAGAAAAUAAGUUUAUUGAAAAUUUAAACGCUGAGUUGGUUAGGAGCAGAAAUUCUAAUGUUAAUCUUCUUCCUAGUGUUAAGUUGGAUAUGUCAUCCACCCCAUGUAAUACUUCAAACGUUGAUGAUGUGAUGAACAAUAUUGUCGAUAAAGAAUUGGAAGCAGUUGAAAGGACAAAAUCAAAAAGGAGUUUAGAACCCAUGAUAGAAAAAAAUCAGGGACAUAAGAAAAGAAAAAAAACACGUCAUAUUAUUCCUCCUGGGGGAGAAGUUACUCCUGAAGAGCACGAACAUGAACGUAAACAUGAACAUGAACAUGAACGUAAACAUGAACGUGAACGUAAACAUGAACAUGAACAUGAACGUGAACAAGUGCAUGAUGAAGUUAGCAAAAAGGAAGACCAUUUGGUGCAUGAAGAGGUGAAGAUGAAUCAUGAACAAGACGAAGUUAUGAUAAAGAAGGAAAUCCAAGAGGAGAAAAAAAGAAAAAGGAAAAAAAAUUCAAGAGAAGUUCCUAAAAAUAAUGAAAGUUUCCCCACUGAAAAAGAGAUCAACAAUGUAAAAUCAUUAAUUGACAAAAAUGAAUAUGUUCUUACGAGCGAAGUAGUGAUUACAGCAAUUGAAAAUACACUUAAAGAUUUAAGAGGCAAAGAAGAGGAAGAUUAUUACUUGUUUCAUAAAAAUCAUGAUGUUGUUUAUUUGUAUUCAGAUUUGCCGAGUGCAGCAGAGGACACGGGAGCGGAAGAAAUGGCAGCAUCAAAAAUGGCAGCAUCAAAAAUGGUUGCAUCAAAAAUGGUUGCAGCAGAAAAAUACCAAGGGAAACAAAUGAAAGCAGAAAUUUUUCACACAACGGACGAAUUUAGGGGUAGAAAAAAAGGAAAAGGGAGAAAAGCAUCUCAAACAGAACGAAGGAAAGAAAUUCAUGUUAAGGUGGAAGAAGAAGAGUUAUUGAAUGAAAAUGAAAAGAUAGAAGAGAGAAAAAAAGAAAACAAGAAAUAUAAAAAGGAAAAAGACUCUAUGUACUAUUUUUACCUAUUCGGAUUAGCUACUACGUAUACUUUUUUUACAUUUCAAUUUGAUAGAAAUAGGAUUUCCCAAUUUUUAAUAUUUCCACCUAUGCAAAGCAAAGGAUUAGGAAUGAAAGUUUUAGAAAAAAUAUAUCAUUUAUCUAUUGUCAAUUCAAAUGUAAGAGAAAUUACAGUUGAAGACCCAGCUGUUUCUUUUACUCAAUUAAGAGAUAUUAUCACCAUUAAAAUGUGUAUCGAUUUAAGAAUUUUGAGUCCAACUAUAUUAUAUCCAGAUGAAUAUUUAAAAACAAAAAAUAUUGACAAGGAAUAUGUAGAACUAGAUAAAAAAAAAUUUAUGAAGGUUUGUAAAGAGACACAUAAACAGAUUACAAGAAUGAUUGAGACUUUGUUAUUAGCUGGAGUUUUGCCUCACCCAGCACCUUGUUAUGUUGAUACUAGUGAUGAAAAAAACAUGGGGCUCCGGAAAAGGGAGAAAAAAAUUGAAAACGUCGAUUCUGUAAAUUCCAUGGAGUAUUUCGAAUCGUCUGAUAUGUGCAAAGAUGUGCGAAUCAAGAUUAAAAGGAGAAUAAAAAAUGAUUACAUAGGGAACUUAAUUAACAAAAACAUGAAUUGCAUGGCUAGCGAUGUGUUCCAGGAUUAUGUUAAGGAGGAGCUCUACAAACUUUGGAAAAAGCAGUGCAAGGUUUAUUACAGGUGUAGAUUAGUAGUAACAUAUGCGUUACCUUGUUCUUAA